UCACCGAGUUCCCCUUAAAGGAGACCUGCCCUUUAAUUCAGCCAGCUCCUCCGCCAUGUAUCCACUGUCGGCAUAAAACAACAGCGGACCCUCGGCUCUCUAACAUCCUCCGUGCCCUUCUCUGUCCGCCGCGUCAACAUUGAGUUUCUCUUCCCCUGCCAUGCCCCGGGUCACCUCACUGUUGCCUGCCCUGCUCUUCGUUCUCCUGCCGGGCCCGAGCCGGGGAUAUUUCCCCGAGGAGCGCUGGAGCCCCGAGUCUCCGCUCCUCGCUCCCCGGGUCGUUAUCUCUCUGGUCUGCCGCAACUCGGCGCACUCUCUGCCGCUGUUCCUCGGCACCAUCGAGCGCCUCAACUACCCGAAGGACCGCGUCGCGCUGUGGGUGGCGACAGAUCACAACAUAGAUAACACAACAGCCAUACUGAGAGAGUGGCUCAUCAAGGUGCAGAAUGACUAUCACUAUGUGGAGUGGAGACCUGAUGAUGAAUCCAGUGCCUUUGAAGACGAGGGGGGGCCUAAGCACUGGAAUAAUCUCCGUUAUGAACAUGUAAUGAAGCUCCGUCAGGCAGCGCUGGAGACCGCCCGUGAGAUCUGGGCCGACUACCUCCUGGUGGCUGACUGUGACAACCUGCUCACCAAUCAGAAUGUGUUGUGGAAGCUGAUGAAGGAGAACAUGACUAUUGUAGCGCCCAUGCUGGAGUCCAGAGCUGCGUAUUCUAACUUCUGGUGCGGCAUGACUUCCCAGGGUUACUACAAGCGUACACCAGCCUACAUGCCUAUCCGUAAGCAGGAGCGUCGUGGGUGUUUUGCUGUACCGAUGGUCCACUCUACCUACCUGGUGGACCUGCAGAAAGAAGCCUCCCGCCAGCUGGCUUUUUAUCCGCCACACCCCGAGUACAGCUGGGCCCUGGAUGAUGUCAUCGUCUUUGCCUACUCAUCUCGCAUGGCAGAUGUGCAGAUGUACAUAUGCAACAAAGAAUCUUAUGGGUAUUUCCCAGUUCCAAUGCGUUCUCACGCUACCUUGCAGGAUGAGGUGGAGAGCUUCUUGCAUACUCAACUUGAGGUCAUGGUAAAAAAUCCUCCAUUGGAGCCCUCCAGCUUCCUGUCUCUUCCUCCCAAGCAGCCUAAUAAGAUAGGCUUUGAUGAGGUGUUUAUGAUCAAUCUGGUGCGGAGAUCUGACCGUCGUGUGCGAAUGCUGAGAGCUCUGAGCGAGCAGGAGAUCAGCUGUAAGGUUGUUGCUGCUGUGGAUGGCAAAGCUCUGAACAUCACUGAUAUAGAGUCCAUGGGGAUUAAGAUGCUGCCAGGAUACAAAGACCCUUAUCAUGGUCGACCUCUCACCAAGGGAGAACUGGGCUGUUUCCUUUCUCAUUACAACAUCUGGAAGGAGAUCGCAGAUCGUGGUCUGCAGACCUCCCUGGUCAUCGAGGACGACCUCCGCUUUGAGGUAUUCUUUAAACGCCGUCUGCAGACUCUGCUGCAAGAGGUGACGACAUUCAAACUGGACUGGGAUCUCAUUUACAUCGGGAGAAAGCGAAUGCAGGUGGACCACCCAGAGACGUCUGUACCCAACAUCCACAAUCUGGUGGAGGCAGACUACUCCUACUGGACACUAGGCUACAUGUUGUCAUUACAAGGAGCCCAGAAACUCCUCAGGGCUGAACCUCUGAGAAAGAUGCUUCCUGUUGAUGAGUUUCUCCCUGUCAUGUACAACAAACACCCGGUGUCAGAGUACAUGGGCCACUUUGAGAGUCGGGACCUGCAUGCGUUUUCUGCCGAGCCACUUCUGGUGUAUCCCACCCAUUACACAGGAGACGCGGGCUACAUCAGUGACACAGAGACAUCAGUGGUCUGGGACAACGAGACCGUCAAAACUGACUGGGACCGUGCAAAGUCGAGGAAAACUCAAGAGCAGGGGGAGCUGAGUUUCGAGGCCCAGAACUCUGACGUACUCCAGUCUGAACUGGAGAACUGGAGUGCAAGGGACGAGCUGUGAUGAAGAGGACAUGAGAAGGAGAGAUGGGAGAGAACUCUUGACGUACAGAGAAAAGGAUGAGGGCGAUAGAACAAAGCUGUGAUAGUAGGAGGGAAUGGAUAAGAUGGAGGGUGUAUAACUGAAUGCAGGAGAAGCGUGAGGCAGAGUGGAUGAGGGACAAAUGAUUUUCCUUGUACAUUUCUCUCUUGAUCUUUGUCUGACGAGAGGAGGUUAGAUAUAGAGUUAACUCUUGACGAGUCAGCUAGCAGCUUUUGUUUUAUUUAUUGCAUCCAAUGCACAUCCCUUGACUACAGCCUGGGCCAAUAAUAGUUUAAUUUUAUAUAUUUAAUACCAUAUUAUAAGAAAAUUCUCCCUUUGGGUACCUUUUUUUUAAAAAUAAAUUAAUUGAAAGAAGAAAAAUCAAUAUUUAGAUGUGUCUGCAGACAGUGGUGGUGAACAGGGAGUGCAGGGUAGGCUGAGUGAAUAGCAUGUAUCCAUGAGUACAGUCCUAGAAUGAAGGGAAAACAACAUGGACGUUACAUUAUACAGUAAAGGUGCAAAUCUGGACAGGAACAAUUACAAAACACUAGUGAGGUAAAAAAUGUCAGUUUCAGGGAACAAAAUAACCGCCAACAGUAACAUGUCCACCAUGUACGUUGUCCCCAGCAGGAACAAACUAAAAGCAGUUGUUGCUCACUUGGCAGCCCUCUUCCGGCUGGUUAAAUGGGAUGAUGACUCAACAGAGUAGUCAAUGAAAUAGGUUUUUCAAAAAAUUGUGAGUCACUGCAACCAAGAUAGGUCCUUGAACAUACAGUCAUGAAUGUGCGCAAAAAAUAUCAAACUGCUCUGUACAUUAGUCUGUGAGUUUAGGCCACAGACACCCGACCAAACACAUGAUAAUUACAUGUUAAAGCUGCAGUAUGUUUUGAGGUUGAAAUGGGAACCUCUUACACGAAAGAUUAUGUUACAUGUUUUCUUAACACUGCGAGUGGUUCCCAACCUGUUUGGCUUUUAACCUUUUAAAAAAGAAGCUCUACUUGUCUACUUGUAAUCCUCAAUCACCACGUCUCCUGACUGUAAUGGGUUCAAAGAGCGAUUUUCAAAGAACAAAAGCAAAGAGAAACUUUGUAUAAAAAAGAAAUCGUCUCGUGACACAAUCCUCACAUUUAUCUCUUAACACCUUUAUAGGGACCUAAUUCCCAAGUUUGGAACCACUGCUCUCUUCUUCUUCUUCCUCCUCUCUUGCUGUUUAGUUUAGCGUCAAGUAGCCAAUGUGUUAUUUAAGUAAAGUUACUUAAUAAUCGUAAGAAUUUUUCACUCAUGAAUGUAUAAGUGUUUUCCUUCUAUUUGCUGACAAACCUUUUUACGGUUUGACAGCAGCAAUGUAUUCCCCUCAGUACAUAUUGCAGUUUUAACUCAGCCUUUGUUCCAUUUUGUUUGUUGAAAACGACAAAUGAAUAUAGAUUUUUAGUAACUUUUCAUGCUACGUCUCUCCUCUGUGUUUACAAAGUGUGUCUUUUUUUUUUUCAA
This is a messenger RNA of Larimichthys crocea (large yellow croaker), 3499 nucleotides long. Its product is annotated as procollagen galactosyltransferase 1. Bases 161 to 1990 code for a protein of 609 amino acids. Gene Ontology annotation, molecular function: procollagen galactosyltransferase activity. The record is from RefSeq and is a predicted model, not a curated record. Lineage: Eukaryota; Metazoa; Chordata; Actinopteri; Sciaenidae. The transcript has 12 exons.